Messenger RNA from Astyanax mexicanus (Mexican tetra), 2271 nucleotides. It is a transcript of the gene dph2, whose product is annotated as diphthamide biosynthesis 2. Gene Ontology annotation, molecular function: 2-(3-amino-3-carboxypropyl)histidine synthase activity. Gene Ontology annotation, biological process: protein histidyl modification to diphthamide. NCBI's taxonomy places the organism in Eukaryota, Metazoa, Chordata, Actinopteri, Characiformes, Acestrorhamphidae. Bases 293 to 1792 code for a protein of 499 amino acids. The record is from RefSeq and is a predicted model, not a curated record. The transcript is spliced from 7 exons.
AGCCUCUCUGGUAUGCGGGCGUUAUUCUGAAGUAGUAUGAAACACAGCCUAUAGUCAUUUUAGAGAAAAACUGACCAGUAAGGCGAGGCGCAGCUGUAUCUGGAACACGUCUUGUAUGUGUCUGUGUGUCACUAGAUGGCGCACAUUCGGUGUUUGAGAGAGAGCGAAUCUGUUUAUUCACCACAGAGGAAGAGGAGACUGAGCGCGAGCUGCUGUUUUCACGUGGGCCCGGGUUAAGGAGAAUACAUGCUUUUAUUUCAUCUGUUAAUGCGGUGCUUCUCUGAAACAGAAAAUGACGGAGGCGUUCAGCAGUAACAGUGAGGCGGUCUUGCAGCGCACUGUGGAUGUAGCUUCCACUGAAUCAGACCACCAGGCUGGAGAUCUAGAGGGUCUAUAUCAGAUCAGUGACACCUGUCAUUUCAUUCAGAGCAAAGGUUUUAAAAAGGUAGCUUUGCAGUUUCCUGAUGAACUCCUGGUUGAUGCAGUAGGAGUGUCUGCAGCAAUCGAGAAGGAAACCAAUGUAAAGACGUACAUUUUAGGAGACACAUCCUAUGGCAGCUGUUGCGUAGAUGAAGUAGCUGCAGAGCACGUUGGGGCUGACUGCAUCGUGCACUAUGGCAGAUCCUGUCUUAGUCCAUCCAGAAGACUGCCUCUCAUGUAUGUGUUUGGGAAGAGACCAAUGGACGUCCAGAAGUGUGCUGAAACCUUCAGAGAACUUUACCCUGAGAGUGACAGCUGUGUGGUUGUAUUAUACAGUGUCAUUUACGCACAUGCCAUAGAUGACUGCAGAAAGCUCAUUGGUGCCUCUUAUCCCAACACUGUGUUCUCUGUUCUUAGACCAGAAUGUUCGGAUGGUCAAGAACAGGUUUACGGACUUCUCUCAGACGGUGAUCACUCAGACUGUCUGGGCGACAGGGUUGUCAAAAAAUUGGGCAGAUAUUUUAGGUUGAAAGAAGGGAAGAGCGUGGAGGAUUACAGUAUGUUCUAUAUUGGCCAUGAGGGUCUUACUCUUACAAACUUUAUGAUGACCUGGAACCGCUGUGCCUUCAGUUCAUUCGACCCCGAGACGUCCACAGGCCGAACCGAAUCCAUUAAUAUUAACAAAGCGCUCAUGAAACGCUACUACGCCAUUGAGAGGGCAAAAGAUGCCGGUGUGGUGGGCAUCUUGGUGGGCACGCUAGGAGUGGCUAACUACCUGACCAUCAUUGAUCAGCUGAAGGAAAGCAUUCGGAAGGCUGGAAAGAAAAGCUACAUGUUUGCGAUGGGCAAGAUCAACGUAGCGAAGCUGGCUAACUUCUUGGAAAUUGAUGUAUAUGUGUUGGUGGCUUGUCCAGAGAAUUCUCUGCUGGAUUCCAGUGAGUUCUACAGGCCUGUGGUGACGCCCUUUGAGAUGGAAGUGGCCUGCAACAAGCAUCGUGAGUGGAGUGGAGAGUAUGUGACAGACUUCCGUGACCUGCUUCCUGGAGGCAGCAGUCAUGUGGACUUCCCAGAGCCAGAUGAAUCCGCUAAUGAAGAGGACUCGACAGAUGUGUCGCUGAUCACUGGAGCCCUUCGUUCUUCCUGUUUACGUUCAUCCUCUGAGCCUGCGAACGCUUCAUCAGCGUCAUCACUGGUCAUCAGGAAUCAGACUCUGACUGUGGCCAACGCAAACCCUGCAGUUUCCUUUCUUGCAGGACGUAGUUGGCAGGGCUUGGAGCCCAAACUAGGAGAAACCCCGGUGGUGAAAGCUGUAGAGGGAAGACGAGGCAUUGCUAUUGCUUAUGAAGAGGAGGGCACAGACAAAAGAAACUGAUUCACCUGAUCAUACUGUACUUUCAACAGUACUCAGCAGACCAGGAGGAAAUGAGAACGAGAAGUAACCUAGACUGCAGCUCCAUAUGAUGUCAUACUAUGUAAUGGUCAUGUAACGAGGUUACAGUACAGUAGGGCUGGUUUUAAAAUUGUAAUGUAUGUCCUGUUUUGGGCAGUAAGACUGUUGGAACAGCUGAGUGUGUCCUGCUGUUGAAAGAUAGACAAACCUGGUGGUAUUAGCUUCGAAUGUGUCUUUAAAUAAAAGCUACAGAAGACAUGGAGGUACAGCACAACUGAGCAUGUGGCGAGCAGGUUGGUAAGCAUGAAAAGAAGACUGACACAAAAUCACCAGUCCAUUUAAACCUGAGCAAAAUCAAGUACUACAAUCAUCAGAAAGCCAAGUAUCCAAAGCAUAAAGGGUGCCAGAAUGUAAUUGACAUUUUACAACUAUUUAAAUAAAUAACAGAAAUGAAAGAUGAA